UUGCUGAAACCAGUUUAAGUCAGAUAACAAUAUACACAAUUAAAAAUCCGUACAAAAUUUCUUUUAUUAAAAUAUUUUUUUCUAUAUCUACAAGCCAAAUCAUUAGUUCUCCGAAAUGGGCAACUUUUUUAGUCAAUCACAAGAAAGUCAGGAGUCAGUAACUGCGUAUAGAAAUUUUUUGCGGCUCUAUUCAAGGCAACAUAGUGAAAUGAUGCGGAAGGAUGCGUUUUUAAAUGCAGCCCGUGUGUGGGGAACAUUUUCCCAGGCUCAAAGGAUGAGAUAUGCCCAGCUGAGCUGUCCUAUUUCCGAUAUGUUGAUGAUUGAGCACAAGCCGGCGGUUUCUAGGAAAGCCAAACCAGCCAAAAAGCGGCAACGGAAAGUUAUUAAAAAGAGUAAGCCUAAGGUCAAGCGAUCCCUAAAGUGCGAGGAAAUGGAUGCUUACCAGCCACAUCCAGACAUCAGUAUGCCCUCCAUUGGCGUCGUCAGUAUUCCAGCCAUCGCGGACAAGCCAAUGCCGAGGGUCAGGACCUUUAAGCCAAAAACGCUGGCAGUCCAGAAUAAAACAAAGGUCAAGCGAUCCCCUAAACCACGAAUCUGCGAUGAAAUUGCUGAUUUCCGGCCACAACCCGUCUUCGGUAUGAAUUCCAGCAGCGCCAUCAGCAUUCGCUCCACAGCCAUCAGUAUUCCCUCCAUCGCCGCCGAAAGAAGGUCGAGGAUCAAGGCAGUAAAGCAAAAUAUGCUUUCAACGAUUGCCUUUCGCAACUUCCUGGACUUGUACCUGGAGAUCGACAGAUAAGUCACCGAGAUCCGCGAUCCGGGAACAGGCUGCUCGCGACUGGAGCGCUAUGCCCCAGUGUCAUCGCGAGAUUUUCGACGAGGAUUCGAAGUGGGAUUUCCCCGCCACCGAGUAGCCUAUCUUAUCCCCCCCCUCAAUCAAUGCCCCACGCAUGGCCGCCUGUCACGAGAGAGUCCAAUUCGGAAUCAAGCUUAGCCAAGCGGUUACACAAUCGACUCAACUUCCGCGCCCCCAAACACAUGUAUUCUAGCACGCAAUCGCCGACACGAAAGUCCAGAGCAACAAAGUCAACAGAAACUGAAGCAGAAGUAGAGCCACAAUCAUUCACAUUUAAAUUAACAUUUCCCGCCGGCGAUUAUCCUAAUUGGGAGCUGGCCUUAGCCUAGUCGCUCGUCCUGGCCGGCAGAUGUGGAGCAUUCGGUACCAGGUCGGCCUUCGCCAUUCACUAUUCGCUCGGGUGACGGCACGCGAGUCUGCUGAAAAAUGGAUUUAAUGCGACGCAAAACAAGCGCGGCCUCAUAAAACUGAAACGCGGAUUAAUCAAAUUAGCAUUUUGUACAAAUAGCAAAGCAUUACUUCGCGUAUGGCGGCAAUUUGUAAUGCCAAAAGGCCGGAAGGAGUCUUGAAGAGUCCUGGAGCCUGAGAAGAGGACAUGCAAGCAGUUCGUUUCGGGGGCCAUGCCAAGAAGUGAUUGCAUAAUUACCCAGGAGGUUCAGCUAGGACCUCGCUGCAAGACCACACAAUCCCGAAAUAAGAAUUAAAACUAAUGACAGGCCAGACAUCCCGAUUCAAUUUGGCUCCUCCUGCCAGGAUUAGCACUCCAGGGCUCAAGUACCAGGUCAGCGUUUGGUUUUUGUGGCCCAUAUUCUUCACUCUGCUCUGCUCGUCGACCAAAUGUUCGUGUUUUACUAUGGCGACUUUAUUGCAACACAAUGGCAUUUUAAGUGCUAACAAUAAAAAUGAUUUAUUACCCCACAA
This is a messenger RNA of Drosophila rhopaloa, 1774 nucleotides long. RefSeq lists its product as uncharacterized. NCBI's taxonomy places the organism in Eukaryota, Metazoa, Arthropoda, Insecta, Diptera, Drosophilidae. The coding region runs from base 116 to 796 and encodes 226 amino acids. The record is from RefSeq and is a predicted model, not a curated record. The transcript has 2 exons.